Messenger RNA from Myxocyprinus asiaticus (Chinese sucker), 4048 nucleotides. RefSeq names its product splicing regulator ARVCF-like. The record is from RefSeq and is a predicted model, not a curated record. The transcript is spliced from 25 exons. Gene Ontology annotation, molecular function: cadherin binding. Gene Ontology annotation, biological process: cell-cell adhesion; cell-cell junction assembly. Gene Ontology annotation, cellular component: adherens junction; plasma membrane; cytoplasm. Bases 702 to 3827 code for a protein of 1041 amino acids. NCBI's taxonomy places the organism in Eukaryota, Metazoa, Chordata, Actinopteri, Cypriniformes, Catostomidae.
ACUACUGUCUCCCAGGAGUCAGGACUGGCCACCUACAUUUAUAAUAAAUCUCUUACUGGUGCGCAUGACGAGCCAACUCUCCAACCUAAUCAGAACCUAUUUGUUUAUUUUAAUCGAAAUCUGAUAGUGACGUAAAUAUAUUUUUUAAAUGUGUAAAGUUAAUCCAAUAUAUAUUUGUAAAUUUCAAACGUCUCUUUAUCGUACUUGUGGUGUUUACGAGGCAGUCUUGGAAGAAUCCAAUAACAUGAGCAGGGAGUUGGACGAUCUCGCAGAGGUGCAUCAAGCUCUUCGUGGAAUCAUCCGCUGCUGCUGCUGUUACUGUUGACAAGUUGAACGAGUGUGCUGCUGUCUGUAUAACGCACAGAGAGCAGAGAGGUUUAGCAGUGCCUAUAGUGAUUUAAGGUCCAUUUUGGAUGGUGUGGGACAUUUAUAUGGGUCUUUUUCCACAGACAAAGCUGCUGUGUCAGGCAGACUUUUUGGAAGGAGAGUUCUAGUUCCAGUCGACCCAUUCUAACUUAACCCCACGUGCACUCGCUCACCGACAGCCCAGUCGACAUCAAAGCCCUCUCUCUGUCUCUCUCUCUCUCCCCUUGCUGCUGGGCACAUCUUCUCCUGUCUGUCCUUUCAUGGGGAUGUCUGUCCUCUAACUGCCUCUCUCUCUUCACUAACUGCUAGCAAAUCAUUUUGGACACUUCGCCACUAUGGAAGACUAUGACGUGCCAUCAGCGGGCAGUAUCCUGGCCUCAGUCAAAGAGCAGGAGGCGCGCUUUGAGCGUCUGACCAGGGCCCUUGAAGAGGAACGCCGCAAUGUCUCCCUGCAGCUGGAACGUGGCAACCUGGCCUCUGAUAGGUUUGCGGGUGGCACCACUGACGUGAGCAAUCAACCACUGGCCUGGCAACAGAUGGUCAUGCAGGAGCAGAGCCCCAGUAACCAGACAUCACUGGCCAUGAUGCAGGAGCCCCAGGAGGUUGUAGAAGAGACAGUAACCAUAGAGGAGGACCCUGGCACACCCACCUCUCAUGUUUCUGUGGUUACCUCCGAAGAUGGGACUACACGCCGCACAGAGACCAAGGACAAUUCAACUAAUGUGAAGGUGACCAGAGUUGUUAAAACCAUCACACGACGAACCUUCCAGCCGGUUAUCCUGACAGAGUCCAAACCUUCUACUCCCAUACCUACACCCAUCCCUCCAUCUACGCCAACACCAUCUGAAAUGAAACCAGUGACUAAGAUGGUCAAAACAGUGACAACACGGACAGUUCGACAGGUGCCACUGGGUCCAGAUGGCCUCCCUCUUCCAGAAGGUUCAUCUCCACUGGGGAGCUACACCGACUCCAUUGAUCGCCGCUACGUGAAGAACGGUGAAGGCUUCAUCACACCCCAGGCCACCUCCACCCUCACACGCUCCUUCAAAAAUUACAGCGAUUCCUACAAUGACACUCCAGACAGCCAGUAUCGCCAUUACGGCCUUCACGAUGGAUACGGAGACAUGCCUGACAACUACGGAAGCCUCCCUAGUGGAGUUAACUACAGGCCCUAUCGGCCCUACAUGCCUGGUGGAUACCAGCCAGAGAACAGCUACACACUCCCCAUCCGCAAGUACGACUAUGGGCAUGUGGCCCAGCCACAGGUCCCUAUGGGCAGUAGCACUGUGGAUCUCAAUCGUUCUCAGCCUGAACGCUUUCAAGCGGAACCCUACGGCCUGGAGGAUGACCGCCGCAGUCUGGGCCCCGACGAUGAAGAGCCGUAUGAUCUAGAGCCUGAUUAUUCUACAGCUAACCGCCGCACGCUGACUGGACGUACCAUUCGAGAGCCACUACGCAAUGGCCCUCGCGUAAGAGGCUAUGAAGACCACAUAGAGGCUGAAUUAAUUGAUGAAAGACACCCCUACAUCCAUGGCAUGUUCCCAGCUCCCCUUGCCCAACCUGAGAGGGGCAGCAUGGCUAGUCUCGACCGCAUGGGUGGCCGUCGCUCCCCCUCGAUAGACAGUAUCCGCAAAGACCCUCGCUGGAGGGACCCUGACCUGCCCGAGGUCAUUGCCAUGCUAGGUCACCCCAUCGAUCCCGUCAAGUCUAAUGCAGCCGCCUACCUGCAGCACCUCUGCUAUGAGAAUGACAAAAUAAAGAAGGACGUGAGGCAGUUGAAGGGGAUCCCAGUGCUGGUGGGGUUGUUGGAUCACCCUAAAGCUGAAGUCCAUCGUAAGGCCUGCGGAGCUCUGAGGAACAUCUCCUAUGGCAAGGACCAUGAUAACAAGGUGGCCAUCAAGAACUGUGAUGGGAUUCCCGCUCUCAUUCGUCUGCUGAGGAAAACCAACGACAUGGAAGUUCGUGAACUUAUCACAGGAACACUUUGGAACUUAUCAUCCUAUGAGCCUCUGAAGAUGGUCAUAAUUAACCACGGGCUUCAGACGAUGACAAACGAAGUCAUCAUCCCUCAUUCUGGCUGGGAACAUGAGCCCAAUGAAGACUCAAAGCCACGCGAUGCAGAGUGGACCACUGUCUUCAAGAACACAUCAGGAUGUCUAAGGAAUGUGAGUUCAGAUGGAGCAGAGGCACGUAGACGGUUGCGUGAGUGUGAGGGGCUGGUAGAUGCCUUGCUGCAUGCACUGCAGUCUGCCGUUGGAAAGAAGGACAUGGACAACAAGUCUGUUGAGAAUUGUGUUUGCAUCAUGAGGAACCUGUCUUACCACGUGCACAAGGAGAUUCCAGGGGCUGAGAAGUUCCAGGAGUCCUCGGCUCUUCAGGGCCCUGGCUCUGCCAGCACUCAGAGGAAAAAGAAAGAUGACGCAGGCUGCUUUGGAGGAAAGAAGGCCAAAGAGGAAUGGUUUAAUCAAGGGAGGAAAAAUGGAGAGCAUGACAAAAACUAUGACACGCUGGACCUACCCAAGCGCACAGAACCCACUAAAGGUUUUGAGUUACUGUAUCAGCCCGAGGUGGUUCGUCUCUACCUGUCCCUCCUGACAGAAAGCCAGAACUACAACACACUAGAAGCAGCGGCUGGAGCUAUACAGAACCUCAGCGCUGGACAGUGGACCUGGUCGAACUAUAUCCGGGCAACAGUGCGUAAGGAGAAAGGGUUACCCAUUCUUGUAGAACUUCUGCGCUCGGACUCAGACAAGGUGGUGCGAGCUGUGGCCAUAGCUCUAAGGAACCUGUCCAUUGACCGCCGCAACAAAGAUCUAAUAGGGAGUUAUGCCAUGAGGGACUUGGUUAGCAACCUGCCCAGCGGACAGCAGCGGCCAGCCAAGAACCUGGAGGAGGAUACAGUGGUGGCCAUCCUCAACACAAUCCAUGAAAUCAUCACUGAAAGCUCUGAAAACGCUCGCUCUCUCAUUACUGCUCAAGCAAUCGACAAACUAGUGUCCAUCAACAGGACCAGCCAGUCAGCAAGGGAGACUAAAGCUGCCUCCCAUGUACUACAGACGGUUUGGAGCUAUAAGGAUCUGAGAAACGUCCUAACCAAGGACGGCUGGAAUAAAACGCACUUCCAGCCUAUCACGACUGGCACUCCCAAAAUGUCCAAGAGCUGCAAGCCUGGGUACGACGACACUACACUGCCUUUGAUGGAGAAGAACCAAGGCAACAGAGGGUGUGGCAGUGGAGAUAUGAUACCUAUGGAUGAAUUUGGUCCAGAUGGCUAUUCGACGAUCAACCAGAGAGACAAAGACUCAAAGUACAAAGGCAGUGAUGGCUCGUCGGACCUGCAGGAGCGGGAGCCAUUAAAGAAUGACACAAAUAGGAAACACUAUAUCAGGAGUAACAGGCCGACUGUCAGUCUGGUGGAUGCUUGUGAUGUUAAACCUCAGCCUGUUGACUCCUGGGUCUAAAUGCAUGCAUGGCUUAGCUAGCAACAGCAUCUUUACCACACAAGGAUUUCAUGUGUCACCACUGCCAUUAACCGCAGAGCUCACCGUGAUGUGGACUCAUCUGAAGACUUUUGCCUUAAAAAGCAAGAGAAAAAUUCGAACUUUCAUUCAACAGCCAAUAUUUUGUGGAAAGUGGAAAGAAAUUAAACUAUUUGAAAAAAAACAACAAAAAAAAAAAACAC